AUGCAAGGGGUUAAGUAUCUCAGAAGACGUCCUGAGCUCCUUGUGAUUGACAGUGUGGAAUUCUCCAACCAAUCACUGACAAGUAGGCAGGACCCCACGUGGGAGCAGCCUCGUCGUGAUUGGUCAGUGGGAUCUGGGGCUGCCUGCAGGAGCCAGGACCCACGUGGAGCUGGCGGCCGUUGAUUGAGCCGGAGGGAGGGGCCGCACCGAGCACCGGGAGACUGGGCCCUACUGGAGACUGGCUCCUCCUACUGCGGGGCCCGGUGAGAGAGGCUGAUAGAGGGUGUCCGGGGGGAAGUAUGGGAGAGCCUGGCUGGUACUGAGAGGCCUGGGAGCGAGAGGGGGGAGGGAGCAGGGAGCAGGGCGGGGGGGAGCUGCCUGGAGAGAGGGGGCAUUGGGAGACACUGUGAUGGGGUGAUGGAGACAUAAUUUGAGGGGCUCUGGGAGGACUGGGGUGUUAGAUGGGGUGAUAGAGGGGAAGGACGAAUGAAAGAGAAGGGGGGCAGGGGAGGGGCUCAGUGAGGAGUAAAUAGGAGGGGGGGGGACACUGAGAGACACGGGGGCCUGCUGUGUGCUGUAUUAGUGACUGGAUAGAAAUCGUAUACUGCCUUCAUGGUGUGUCUGUCUGUGUAAUGUGCCUUACUGAAUUACCCCCACACCAUUAUCUACAAUAAUACCAGUCAGAAACACACACACACCUAUAACUUUCAUUUUUAUUUUAUUUUGGUUUUCUUUUGUUUGUGUGGGGUUAUGCCCCCUGAGGUAUCCUCAUGAUAUAAUUCUGGCAGAAUUAUGCAUUUGUACCAUGAUGCCACAAAGGGAAAGGGGAUAAAAUGGAUUUGUUUAAAGACAUAGAGAAGGAGCACACUUGUAUUUUUAAAGAUUUAUUUGACAUGUUUUUGGUUGAAAUGUCUGUCCUGUCAUCUUUAUGUAUUUUGUGGCUGAAACUUCACUUCCUCCUUCUACCCUGAUCUGCCUCUGCUCAUCUUUCUCCUAAAUGACUUUUGGCAAACGACCAAAUUCCAAAUAACCAACCGUGGCUUCCUCCCUCCCUUGCAGGCAUAGUAACCCCCUUUCUUUUUACUUAUAAACAAACACCUUUACAUUGAUCCACACCUUUGCUCCUCCUACUGUAUAGCUGUAGGUUUCCAUUCACAAACCUAUACAGUGUCCUUAUAUAUCCACUUAGUGUAUCACUCUUACCAAUGUAAACAUGUUGCAUUCUUUUGGUAGUCUGAAGACUUUUCCAUCAUGUUACAUUGCUGAUUUCCAAAUAUCUUGGCUAGGUUUGAAAUCGGGUGACUCAGUAUUUGUAAUUAGUCUGUUCUCACUGUCUUUCUUUUUUUACAGGACACAUCUUAUAAACUUCAGAGAACAGUACCACUACCUCCUUGA
Pelobates cultripes (western spadefoot toad) is the source of this 1395-nucleotide messenger RNA. The record is from the annotation of a GenBank genome assembly. Lineage: Eukaryota; Metazoa; Chordata; Amphibia; Anura; Pelobatidae.